Messenger RNA from Ctenocephalides felis (cat flea), 504 nucleotides. RefSeq names its product EP300-interacting inhibitor of differentiation 3-like. The record is from RefSeq and is a predicted model, not a curated record. The transcript has a single exon. Lineage: Eukaryota; Metazoa; Arthropoda; Insecta; Siphonaptera; Pulicidae. Bases 1 to 504 code for a protein of 167 amino acids. Gene Ontology annotation, cellular component: Smc5-Smc6 complex; nucleus. Gene Ontology annotation, biological process: DNA repair.
AUGUUCAGCACUUUCAAUCUUGAAACACCAGUAAUAAAAGUAAGGCAGAAACGGCAGAGGACCCAAAGGGAACCCAUUGAAAUUGAAUCUACUUGCCCUGAUAGCAUCGAUAAGGCUGAACAAACCGAAGAAACCUCAGCAAUUCUGGAAAAAGUCAAGAGCCAAAUCAUGAGACACUUUAAACACAAUAACAUGAAACCUAUAAAAUACUUCCAAAUCGUUCUAGAUCCUGAAGACUUUGGAAAACCCGUUGACAAUAUUUUCCAAGUGUCAUUUCUAGUUCGAGAUAGAGAUGUGGAGCUCUUUGAAGAAAAUGAAGAUUUGUGGUUAAGGCCUUUGAAAAAGUCUCGGACUGAUGAACAGCACUCGAAUGAUGAACAGCACUCGGGUGAUGAACAGCAAGUCAUUAUGAGCAUCGACAUGUUGCAUUGGAGAGCUUUGGUAAAAAAAUAUGAUGUGAAGAUGCCUAUGAUAAAUAUAUCUGAUCGUUUUAAAGGCAAAUGA